Messenger RNA from Talaromyces atroroseus, 1401 nucleotides. RefSeq lists its product as hypothetical. The coding region runs from base 1 to 1401 and encodes 466 amino acids. Gene Ontology annotation, molecular function: dioxygenase activity. The transcript has 5 exons. NCBI's taxonomy places the organism in Eukaryota, Fungi, Ascomycota, Eurotiomycetes, Eurotiales, Trichocomaceae. The record is from RefSeq and is a predicted model, not a curated record. Gene Ontology annotation, cellular component: peroxisomal membrane. Gene Ontology annotation, biological process: peroxisome fission.
AUGGAGCUGGCCGAAUCCAGCGCGUUGGGCAUGUAUCUUGUUUUGGAGGGAACGACCAUGCUACAUGACAUGAAUAUCUACUUUGUUUCGUGGUACACGCCCAUUCUGCUCGAGGCUUACAAGUUCUGGUUCUAUGCCAUCUGUAUAGCAAUCGUCAGAACUACUUUGAUUCUUCUCCGUGGCCCCGCAGAACCGAGUCCUCACAGUAGUUCUACAGAUGUCAAUGAAAAGAAGGAGAAGGACCCGGAGCCAAUUCCAUCGACGGCGUCUCUCUUGAACCAGCUUGUGAUUGAUUCCUUGAACUUGACAAUUCCCGGGUCUUUAUUGGGAUGGAUCCCCUAUAUUCUUCUUGGUCAAGUCGUAGCUAUGGUCAUGUCUGAUACCCAGCAGCAUGGCAUCGCCGGUGUACAGCAGGACGAUUUGACUAUUCCGCUCAUCGACUUCUCCCCCUUCCUCACCGACGACGAAAGCAGCAAAAAAGCCACCGCCGCCGCCAUCCUCCAUGCCUUCCGCACCAGCGGCUUCCUCUAUCUCUCCAACACGGGCAUCCCGCCCUCCACCGUACAAACCAUCUUCAACGAAUCCGCGCACUUCUUCGCGCGACCCGAAGCGCAAAAAGAGCUGCUGAGCUGGGACACUCCGCAGUCGAAUCGCGGCUAUGUGAGAUUCGGGCGCGAGAAAGUCACGCAGUCGUCCGACCCGGAUGAGAUACUGCGCCUGCGCGCGUCCAACCCCGAUUACAAGGAGACCAUGGAAAUCGGCCGCGAAGGGGUGGCAGGCAUGCCGAACAAAUGGCCGGAGCACUUCGAUGACGACGGGAAACGCUUCACUGCGACCAUGCGCGCGUUCCACGAUACCUGCAGCAAACUGCAUAUGCAGGUUAUGCGUGCGAUUGCGCUGGGGAUGGGAUAUGACGAGGGCUUUUUCGAUGGCUUCACGGAUGCCGCGGACAAUAAUCUGCGGCUCCUGCACUAUCCGCCGGUGCUCAAGAAGGUGUUUGCGGACAAUCCGGACGCUGUGCGGGCGGGCGCGCAUUCGGAUUACGGCUCGAUCACGCUGUUGUUCCAGGACGAUGUUGGCGGGUUGGAAGUCAAGUCGCCGCGCGAUACGUGGGUGCGCGCGGUGCCCAUCAGGGACACGGUUGUUGUGAAUGCCGGCGAUUUGCUGGCGAGAUGGAGCAAUGAUACUAUCAAGAGCACGAAUCAUCGUGUAGUACAGCCUCCGGAUUCAGGUUCAGGCGAUAUGUAUCCGCGGCGGUAUAGUGUGGCGUAUUUCUGCAAUCCGAAUUUCGACAGGACCAUCGAGGCGUUGCCAGGGACGUUUGGGUCGGAGAGCGAGAAGAAGUAUGCGCCUAUUAACAGCGGUGAUUAUCUGACGAUGCGGCUGGCUGCUACGUUUUAG